Molecule: messenger RNA, 288 nt
Organism: Ectocarpus siliculosus
Lineage: Eukaryota; Phaeophyceae; Ectocarpales; Ectocarpaceae
Source: the annotation of a GenBank genome assembly
AUGCAAUCGUGGCGAGGCAAUCAGCAACUCUAUGCCCGCGUCGAGCGUCUGGUCAGACAGAGCAGCGGCAGGACCAAAGGAGCAGAGCCUCCCAGCGGACGCGACUCGAUGAUGGCGGCUUCGUCAGGGGCCGGCGGGGAGGACGGCGGAGGCGAGCCGAUGGGAAGCCAGGAAUCGAGGCCCUUGGGGGAUGAGCUCGACAAGGCGGCAGACGGAUGCCGCCGCACGGAGCACGGCAACUCUACUGGCUCCCUAUUUCCCCCUGAAGAGUGCGCGGGGGUUUGUUGA